Molecule: messenger RNA, 3088 nt
Organism: Arabidopsis arenosa
Lineage: Eukaryota; Viridiplantae; Streptophyta; Magnoliopsida; Brassicales; Brassicaceae
Source: the annotation of a GenBank genome assembly
AGGCGGUUUGGUUUCUGAUCGGGUUAGCUUUCUGAGUUUAAACAGUCUAAGGCUGCAAUGAGUAUGCAACCUAUUCCUCAGUCGAAAUCUUCAUCAAAUGGAUUUCCACUCAAAAGAGGUGAAAGAGAGGAAGUAUUAAAUAAGGCAAAUACAUCAAAUACAGCAUUCAAUGGGGAAGCUGGAAGCUUGGAGAGGCCUUCGCUUGAUCGGUUAGUGUACCUCUCAGCAUGUUAUAUCGGGCAUCAUGUGGAAGUGCAUCUAAGGAAUGGAUCAGUGUAUACUGGUAUAUUUCAUGCUGCUGAUGUAGAGAAGGAUUUUGGAAUCAUUCUAAAGAUGGCAUGCUUGAUUAAAGAUGGUACUUUACGAGGGCAUAAAUCCCGUUCCGAAUUUGUCAGAAAGCCGCCUUCCAAGACAUUCAUUAUUCCGGCAGAUGAACUUGUGCAAGUUAUAGCUAAGGAUCUCUCUGUAUCCUCGACCAACAUGUCAAAUGCGGUUCAGGGUGAGAAACCAGCGGAGCUGUUGACAGACUCUUCUAUAUCACAGUCUUAUCAUGUUGAUCGGGAAAGACAGCUGCAACCCUGGGUACCUGAUGAGACUAUUCCACAGGGUGCAGAUUUGGAGAAUGUGUUUGAUAACCCUUGGAAUAGGAAAUGGAAUCAGUUUGAGGUGAAUGAGUCACUGUUUGGAGUAAAGAGUACUUUCGACGAGGAAAUCUAUACCACAAGACUUGAGAGAGGUCCUCAGACUAAACAGUUGGAAGAGCAAGCCCGGAAGAUUGCGAGAGAGAUCGAGGCUGAGACUACCCGAGAUCUUCAUGUAGCAGAGGAAAGGGGCCUUCAGCUUAAUGAGAACUUUGAUUUUGACGAGGAAGCCAGAUACUCAUCUGUCCGUCCAGUUACUGGAUUUGGUGAUAGUGGGUUUGAUGAGGAGGACAACGCAUUGCUGGAUACUUGCAACGAUCUGACUUUUGGUGGUUCAUCUACUUCUGAUGGCCAGAAGCCAGCUUCUAGUGGCAAGGGCUGUGAAGAAUUACGGGGUGACAGUCAGUCUUCUCGGAAUAAUACAAAUGUAGAUCAAAGCUUCUCGACCUCUAAAAAACAAUCCAAAGAUUUUCCUGCCGAAGGCAACAAGAUCAGUGAGAGCCAGCUAGAUGAGCGAAGAAGAAACAAUAACCAAGAGUCACACAAUAACAGAUCAGCUGAGGAAUCAACUUCUGGUCAUGGAGAUAUCAAAGAAGGUGCAAAAUUUGGUGGUGGUGCAACCUCGAUGUCGAAGGCUGUUACUGAGAGAGAAAGAGAAGCCAGUCAAGUUUCUAGUAAAACAAAAUCUGAAAGCUCUUUCGGGCAGUCGGCUUCUAGAAGUUCAGAAAGUCGCCCAGGUCCUUCAACAUCAAGUCGUCCUGGGCUAUCACCGAGCUCGUCAAUUGGAUCUAUGACCUCAUCAGAAAAGUCCACACUUAAUCCGAAUGCAAAGGAAUUCAAACUCAAUCCAAAUGCGAAGAGUUUCAAACCAUCGCAACCAGCUGCUGUGCGACCUCAAUCUCCAGUUUCAGAUGCCUCAUUCUACUACCCUGGUCCUAGUCAUGUUCCUCCUGUUCAGCAGAUGCCUGGAAUGCCGCCUGUUAAUUACGGAGUCCCGCCAUAUCCUGGCAACCAACCACCGAUGAUGUAUCAUCCUCAAACCUAUUAUCAUCCAAGUGGACAACCUCAGUACCCGCAGCAGCAAAUGAUGCCUGGCCAGCAGCAGCCUAGGCCAGUUUAUUACAUGCAGCAUCCUCCUCCUUACCAGCAGACAAUGCAAGAGUUUCAUAGCAAAGAUUCAUUGCCUUAUCCUGUAACUUCUUGGGAAAACUCUGUCUUCACCAACUCAAAUGUCCAAGGAUCAUCAUCCAUGACCGAUAACAACAACACUUUAAGCUUGACGAUGGAGAUGAUGUCUUCUCAUUUGCCUGAGAUGAAACAAACUGGUUUUCAAUUGCAGGACCAUGACUCCUCCUCUACGCAAUCCACUGGAGGAGAAUCAUAUAGUGAAGUUGCGAGCUUAAGCGAACCUAAUAAUCGUUAUGACCACAACAUUGUUGUUACUCAACUCUCAGGUUACAAAGAAAACCCGGAGAAUCCUAUUGGAAGUCAUUCGAAGUCGAAGGUGUCUCAAGAUUCAGUGGUUUUUCCUAUUGAGGCGUCUUCUUGGCCUUUACACGGCAAUGUAACACCACAUUUCAAUGGUUUCUUGUCUUUUCCGUAUGCAUCACAACACAUGGUGCAGCAUCCUCAAAUGGGAGGGUUGGUUCUUUCUAGAAUGCCUUUGCCUCACAACAUUCCAGAGAACGAACCAAUUUUCGUCAAUGCAAAACAGUACCAAGCCAUUCUCCGCCGCAGACAGCGCCGUGCAAAGCUUGAAGCUCAGAACAAACUCAUCAAAGUCCGCAAACCAUACCUUCACGAGUCGCGCCACCUUCAUGCGUUAAAGAGAGCUAGAGGCUCUGGUGGGCGUUUCCUCAACACAAAGAAGUUUCAAGAAUCAAAAUCUCCUCCAUUCUUGGGUCCACCGCAUGUCUUCAAGAACUCUCCAGGAAAGUUCCAGCAACGGGACAUUUCAAGGGGUGGGGUCGGGUCUAGUGGCUCGACAACAUCUUGCUCGGAUGUAACCGGGAACAACAACGACAUGUUCCAACAAAACCCACAAUUCGGGUUCUCAGGUUAUCCAUCAAACCACCAUGUCGCAGUCCUCAUGUGAGAGGGCUCCGGCAAGUGGUUGAUGAAAUCAUGACGGGAAGUCAUCCUUGGCUAUAUCAUUGAUCAAUUAAGUUUCUGUCUUAUAAAACCGCUCUCGUUCUACAAUCUCUACUGCAAAAGAAGUUGAAAUCUUUCACCUAUUAUUUUCCAUUAUCUGUUCAUUUUGUUUCAUGUGAUUGUUGCUGAAUUGUUUGAUACUUGAUUUAAGUUUAUUACUUUCGAUUAAGUGCACCCACAUGGAUUUGUGAUUUAUGUAUGCAAUGUAUAAUUAUUUGUUUGUUGAGCUCACUUUUGUUGCCUUUUAUAGUCCAUCUUCAAACCAAGUUUCAUGACUAUAAAUUCCUGGCAAAAAC